AUUCUGGAAAAAGAUGACGAAGACGUGAAAGCAAUGCCACUUAGUAACAAUACUGUUAACAAAAAAAUAAUUUAAAAAAUAGAUGAAAUGAUUGAAGAUUUGAAAAUAAAAUUUGUUGAACAGCUGAAAACAACAAAAUUAUCAGUGCAAAUGGAUGAAUCUACUUUGAGAGACAGUGAGGCCGUACUGAUAACUUACUUAAGAUAUAUUGAUAAAGUAGAUUUUGCUGAAGAAAUAUUGUUCCGUAAAUCCUUUUCAAUGAUAUUUAUAAUGAGCUAA
Molecule: messenger RNA, 279 nt
Organism: Lymnaea stagnalis (great pond snail)
Lineage: Eukaryota; Metazoa; Mollusca; Gastropoda; Lymnaeidae
Source: the annotation of a GenBank genome assembly